Photinus pyralis (common eastern firefly) is the source of this 2458-nucleotide messenger RNA. RefSeq lists its product as uncharacterized. The record is from RefSeq and is a predicted model, not a curated record. NCBI's taxonomy places the organism in Eukaryota, Metazoa, Arthropoda, Insecta, Coleoptera, Lampyridae. The transcript is spliced from 2 exons. Bases 366 to 1910 code for a protein of 514 amino acids.
UUAAAAAAAUUGUCAUUAUCAGAAUAGUUAACGAUGGUCAACUUUUGAAAUGUAAAAUCACAUUAAAAUCUGUUAGCAGAAUUUUUUAAAAUUUGUGAAUCCCGUCCCCUCAAAAUCGCUGCACGAUGAUUGGUCGGUUUAAAAUUAAAUGCUCAUUAGUCUUGUUCAAUGUAUUAAGCGAAGGUGUGGGCAGUGAAGGGUGAAUUAAGUGGCGCUUGCCUAUCGGAGCAUGCUGGUACAGACUGUGCAGAGUCAGUUUGUAUUUGUGGUAACAAUCUUGUGCGAUAAGUAGUGGCUCGUAAAGCUCAUAAGGACGCGGACGGCGAGUGAGAGUGAGUGGCGCAGGAUGAUGUGAAGCCGCAGACAUGUGCGCCUCCUGUUUUUCCUUGCUACUUAUACUCUUGACGUCUUCAAUUGGAUUGGUGACCGAAGGCCUGCCAUUAUCACGACAGGAGCGCGGUACCAACCAAGAUAUCUUGGCAGGUGCUGAUUUCUUAUCAGUCUUAAUUGGCUCCACGGCAGUUCAAGAGAGACAAAUGGGACCACAGUCUGCUACUUCGCAAAUAUUACCAACAAGUAUGACACGACGGCACUCCAAGAAACCACUAGGUCUGCGUACUCGUGAAUUACGAAAUCCAAGAUCCACCAACGCCGUUGAACUUAUAAGCGCAACCACAUUACCAACAAGUGAUAACCUAUUUCCAAAUGGCGAAAAAAUAAAAUUAGAAUCCAACGUAACAAAAGAAUUCAGUGAUAAAAUGAACCCUAGUUUAAUUGUUUCGGUGCACGUUUCUUCUUCAGUAAGUAAUUCGCAGAAGAAUAAACCUUCACCGGAUCCGACGGAAUCGAAAAUUCAUUCACGAUUAUCGUCAGAACUGUCAAAAACUGAACCCGAUAUAGCGGCAUCGGAAGAAUUCACAAGUUUGAUAUCCGACUCCAACAAAAGCGAAUUUAGCGUUAAUGAACGCGAUCCGAUAACAAGUGGAGCCGAAAUGGAAGAACAAAGUGACGGCUAUCCCGCUGAUGUACGAACUAUACCAAAUUCAAAAGAAGAACCUUUCGGUCAUCAUUCGAUUGUAUAUCACGACGAACCUGCAGAACUGAGUCGUGGUAGAUCGGUAUCCUACAGCACGGUCGUACAAUCAAUUCCACAGAGUGCGAAAUCGGAAACUACGAACAAAUUCAACGAAACAAAUCAAAGACAAGAUCGCCAUUUCGAAUUCAAAAAUGGGCCAAACGGGAAUCAUUACCUAGGAGUUAACAAAAAUUUUAAAUCGAAUUUCGAAACGGGAAUCGCCGAUAGAAAAGGUCCUCCCGAAGCAUCGAGCUCGGCAGCAGAAACCAACGACUAUUUCGUUACGGCAAGAUAUGAAUCUGCGCAGCAUUAUCCAAAACAUUUUUCUAGUGAUAAACAAUUACGGUGGCGAAACCCAGACUUCUCUUUUAUUUCUGAGUCGGCCCCGCAAAGAUCGACCGAAAAAUACUGGGGGGUUGUAGACAAACCUCGCGAUCAACAAACUUACGGAAGAACUACGACUGAUCAAAAGCGCUCUCGCGUUCCUAUAAUAUAUGGGAGACCAGAGCAAAACUAUGAAGUGGACGAAUCCGUUAGCGUGAUGAGCAAUGGUCGAGUUCACGGCGUUCAAGCAAAUAAAAUUCACCUCUCGGUCCCACAGCUGGAUGAGAAAAGUGAAAUGAAUAACGAUAGUCAAAAGGUCGGUUACGUUGUGGAAGGGCGCAAUUAUAGAAAGUAUCGGGUCGAAGAGAGAACUUCCGAUGGAUUUAUCGUCGGUGAAUACGGAGUUGUGAGUCACGAUGAUGGAUCAUUACGUGGGGUUCGAUACACUGCCGAUGGUACCACAAACCCUAGACUAAUAUAUGAUGCCUUAAUGAAAUUUUUGUCAUUGUGAUGGCAAAUUAUCCGGUGCAAUUAACUGUAAUCAACUAGUUCCUCUGCGUUCUCUAUUUAACUUUAAAGUUUGAUAGGUGAACGAUUAUUAAGGUCUGUGCUCAUGAUAUUUUAAGUUUUAAGUCUAAGUAUGUAGGUACCAUUUUAUAUUUCAGACUUCCGCAACGCUAAUACAAUCUAUGAGUUAUUGAAAUUUAGAGGAGACUAAGGUUACUUAUUUUUGAGACUGUCAAAAAGUCUAAAGUUAAAACCAUAAGUGUUUUGUAACACUUCAAGCAAUGUAACUGUGAUCAGUUCUUAUCGUUGCCGAACUCUAAUCUUAAAAAUGUGUAAUAGGUACUAAGUAGGUAGUUACUUGAAAAUGCCAUAUGAUGUUAUCUUGUAUAUAAGAAUUAGCGUUUGCUACCUUUGUUUUUAAGUUUUAAGUUUUUUAAUGAAAAUAUUGAGAGUUGCUCAUAUUCUUAGUAAACAACUUCUAGAUCCCAUCUGAUUUAUAUUUAUUAUUAAUAAUACAUUGCUAAGUCAGUAAUAAAUAUUGCAUACAUUUAA